Paraphaeosphaeria sporulosa is the source of this 2093-nucleotide messenger RNA. Its product is annotated as cytochrome P450. Lineage: Eukaryota; Fungi; Ascomycota; Dothideomycetes; Pleosporales; Didymosphaeriaceae. Gene Ontology annotation, molecular function: monooxygenase activity; iron ion binding; heme binding. The record is from RefSeq and is a predicted model, not a curated record. The transcript is spliced from 4 exons. Bases 418 to 2049 code for a protein of 543 amino acids.
GACCUAAGCCCUGGUACUGUAAGUAACAAAACAGAUCGAGUAUAGAACACGCUAGCGACGCUGUGUAACAUCGUGUUCAUAUAUAUGCAGGUGGCUAACAAGGAUAGAUGGCUUGGUGCGGGGUAGGGGAUGGCGCACAGUUGCAUUAGGGAAGUGCUGCGCCGCACCAAUACAUUACAACCAAGACCUACAUCUCGCACGAAACACUUGGAAUUGUUUGGGAUGUCGCGUCCAUCUCUAGGCAUCGCCUGCAUUCUAGGUCCACGGACUUCGCGCUGUUGUCACACAGACCAAUCUUAGGGUUGUUCCUCGGCGAUUCUCCACGUGCGAGGUCUCGACCUUCUGAGUCGAGAUUCGGGACCGCUACAUACAGUCAAUCCAGGACGGCAUCUGUAGAUCAGAGUCUAGCAAUCGAGCAUGUAUUCAUCCACUCAAAGUGACGGCACCUAUCAAGGUCCAGUCUUUCGUGCCUGGAUCUCCCCGAUUAUUGCUAUCAUCUUUGGCUACUUUUCACUGCAAUUUAUUUACGACGUGUUUUUCCAUCCGUUGGCGAAAUGCCCAGGCCCAUUCUUCGCCAAAUUCUCUAAGCUGCCGAACUUCUACCACGCUCUAAAAGGUGAUCGCCAUAUAUGGAUCUGGCAAAACCACCAAAUUUACGGCGACAAAGUCCGAGUUCAUCCCAACGAAGUCCUCUUUCUCGCACCACAAGCGCACAAAGAUAUCUAUGGAGCCAAAGCAAAUGUCGGCCGCGCCAAAUCGUACAGAGCCUGGCAAACCUCAACAGAGGCCAAUACAGCUUUGACUACCGAUCCGCCAACCCAUGCUCGUAAAAGGAAGAUCUUGAACCAGGCGUUUACCGAGAAGUCGGUGAAGCAUGCCGCAGACUUUGUGGUCGAACAUACCGAAAGAUGGAUUGAACUGCUUGCAGACACUACGGAUGCGCCUGGAAAGGAUGGUUGGACCAGCUCGCGUAACAUGUCGGACUGGAACGAUUGGCUUGUGUUCGACAUACUGGGCGACUUGUGCUUUGGUCGUUCAUUUGACGUCAAAGAGCCAAAGCCCAAUCCGAUCCGCAAGAUUCCCCAUCUCAUCAUCCAGCACGUGCAGCUUUUCUACCCGAUUCUGCAGUCCCCGUUCGUGGACUUUUUCAUAUGGGCAAAACCAAGGGGACUGGACUACCUCCUCAAUAUGAUGGCCCCGCAGGAGAUAAGGUCUUACUACGCGUUCAUCAACAACAGCGUAACGAGUCGAAUGCAGAUGGAGCAAGAGAACAAGAACGAAGACACGGCUAGAAAGGACAUGUUCCACUUUCUCUGCAAGGCCACGGACCCCGUCACGGGUGAGCAUUACUCCGAGGACGCGCUGCAGGGCGAAGCCGCCAUGCUUAUCGUGGCGGGUUCCGACAGUACAUCCUCGGUCCUUGCUGGGCUGUGGUUCUAUCUAUCCCGCAACGAGGCAGUGUACAAACGAUUGGGAAACGAGAUACGCAGCACGUUUCGGAACUCCGACGAGAUCGUCAGCGGCCCAAAGCUGGCGUCGUGUGUGUACCUCCACGCAUGCAUAGACGAAGCGCUGCGUAUCGCACCGGCGGGACCGAGUGAGUUCGCACGCGAGAUACUCCCAGGCGGGGCCGUCAUCGACGGCGAGUUUUUCCCCGCCGGUGUAGUCGUGGGAUGCGCGCACUGGGCCAUGGGACACAAUGAACACGUAUUCGGCGAUCCAGGUCGCUUCCGUCCUGAACGCUACAUUCCCUCUGACAUUACAGGCGUCACUGCGGAAGACGUCAGCGCCAUCAGAUCGUACUAUCACCCGUUCCUCAUUGGGCCCUUCAACUGCGUCGGGAAGAAUAUUGCUAUGACGGAAAUGGCACUCGUUGUUGCGCGGACGCUCUUCCAGCUGGAUUUGAGGGCUGUGGUCGGGGAGGAUCUCGGGGCAGGGAGUGAGAGGCUGGGUUGGGGGAGGAGAGAUAAGAAGCAGUAUCAAAUCUCUGAUGCGUACAUCACUGUGCAUGAAGGGCCGAUCUUGCAGUUCAGGAAGAGGGUAAGCUGAGUGAGCAUAGGUGGUCGUCAGGUACUUUGCUUGAUGCGAAAUGU